AUUUCCGCAUGAGCAGGGGCACCUUUUUUGAAAUCGUGGAGGAGUUGCGGCCGCAUCUGGACAGGAGGUUGACUGUCAUGCGUAGACCUAUCCCAGUGGAGAAACGCCUAGCCAUCACCCUAUGGAGGCUGGCUACCCCUUGCGUCUACAGGACCACAGCAGAGCAGUUCGGGGUAGGCUGCUCUACGGCGGCACAAAUAGUCCUGGAGGUGUGCUUUGCCAUGGAAGUGACCCUCCUAUCUCGUACAGUCAAGAUUGGGAACGUGGCAGAGAUCAUGCAUGGUUUUGGGGAGCUGGGGUUCCCUCAUUGUGUGGGCGCGGUGGAUGGCAGCCAUAUUCCUCUCCAAGCUCCGAUACACCAAGCCUCAGAAUACAUAAACAGGAAGGAUGAGUACUCCAUGAUUCUGCAGGGGACCUGCGACCACAAGGGGCGGUUCAUCAAUGUGGAAAUAGGAUGGAGCGGCAAGAACCAUGAUGCCUAUGUCUUUGCCAACUCAGGCCUCUGUGAGACGAUGGAUGCAGGUGUCUUCGUGCCUACCCAUCCAACAAUCAGAUUGCACGGCCAGCAGAUUCCACCCCUCAUUAUUGCGGAUGGCGCGUACCCUUUGCGUGAGUGGUUGAUGAAACCCUAUGGUGGGGCACUCACUCCACAGCAAGCCCACUUCAACCGCUGUCUUAGGCGAGCACGCCUUGUGGUGGAGCAGGCGUUCGGCCGCCUCAAGGGGAGGUGGCGGAGCAUAGGCGUGCGCCUGGAGCUGGCCGAAGAAAACAUCCCUUCGGUCAUCAGUGCUUGCGUCAUCCUGCACAACAUCUGCGAAACCAAGGGGCACGCCAUGCUCGUGGAGGCGGCGGAGCACAAUUCUGUUGAGCUGGCUACUCUGGGCGAGCCCUACGUCAAUGAGGCCAAUCGCCACACCCGGGAAGGGCACAAGGGCUUCAACGUGCCCGCCUCCGGGCUGUGUGCCAGGAGGAGCCUGUUGCAGCUGAGGAGGAGCAGCACCCAGCAGAGGAGGGCAGUGGGGAGGGAGGCCCCCCUCCUGAGGCGGCCCCCCCAGAGCAACCUCCCUGCAGCCCACCCACCGCACCACCUGGUGAUGGAGCUGCUGUGGCUGUGACGCCAGAUCUCAUGCGGUCCUUCAGCCGCUUAGAGGGGGCGGUGCGCAGAACAAUGCGCUCCUUGGAACGGAGGGUCACCCGCCUGGAGCGGGACGUCCGGGCCAUAAAGACAUCCUGCAGGCAGGAUGCUCACGACCAGCAAGGCCCCUGACUGUGGCGUUUUUAUUUUUUUAUUACUGUGUUUGAAAAUAAUGGUUUUCAUUAAAAUAAAGCUUUCCUUUGUUGUUGUUAUAAAAAAUUAAAAAUUUUCUAAUGUUUAUAAAAAAAAAUAAAUCUAAUAUAUUUUGCUUAAA
Elgaria multicarinata webbii is the source of this 1409-nucleotide messenger RNA. RefSeq lists its product as uncharacterized. Lineage: Eukaryota; Metazoa; Chordata; Lepidosauria; Squamata; Anguidae. The coding region runs from base 9 to 1115 and encodes 368 amino acids. The record is from RefSeq and is a predicted model, not a curated record. The transcript has 5 exons.